This is a messenger RNA of Paramecium sonneborni, 3515 nucleotides long. NCBI's taxonomy places the organism in Eukaryota, Ciliophora, Oligohymenophorea, Peniculida, Parameciidae. The record is from the annotation of a GenBank genome assembly.
CUAAAAUGAUAAGGUUAAGGAAUAUUAUUGGAUCUGCUAUCCAUAUUUAGACAUCUUUAUUUCGAUUUUCAGCUCAAGCUCCCCAACCACCUCCAGAAUAACCAAAUAAAAAAUUGUUAUUCUAAGGAAAGAAUGCUGAAAAACCAAAGAAAUAAAAUCAAAAAUUUGAUUAAAGACAUUAAUAUUACCAAAGAAAGGAUUCUAAUGAAAAUUAAAAGGAUGAAUAGAGUCCUCCCUAAUAAAAGAAAUAAGAAAGACAUUUUGAUAAAUAAUCUUACCAUAGAUAAAAAUUUGAUGAGCCAAGACCUUAGAAAUAUGAGAAAGAUCGUAAAUCAUCUGAAUAAUCAUAAUAAUAAUAAUAAUAACCAUAAGAAGGUCAAAAGAAAACAGGAAUAUUAUUUGGACAAAAAAGCAAGGAAUAUAAAUAGCUUGGAGGAAGAAUUAUUAGUAAAAGAAGUUUCAAUUAAAUUCUGAAAAAAAAGUAGGAGAGUGAAAAACAAAAUGAAUAAAUUUUUAUAGAUAAACUCAAUGAGGCUUAGAAUAUUUCAAAUGAACAUGAUAGAAAUUAAAAAUUAAUUGAGAUAUACUCAAAUCAAGGUAAAUUCGAUAAAGUUAAAGAAAUAUUUAAAUCAGAAAAGUAAUUUAAUUCUGGUGUCUAUUCAGUUUACAUAAAUUAAAUAGCUUUACAUUCUAUUGACCUUGAAGAUUAUGAACAACUCAAAUCUAUUCUAAAUAAUCUUGAAGAUAGAGUUCAUACUCUUCAACCAGAAGUAUUUCAAUCUAUUUAUUUUAUGAUUUUCAAUCUUGAUUUAUUUCCUAAUGAAAAAGUAUAUUAUAUCAUUUAUUGUUAUUUUAGGCUAGAGAAUUAGAAUAUCUUAUUAAUAUUGUUACAACUCAUCAUUUAAGUUCAUAAUUUGAUUUAACAUACUUCUAAACUCUCUUUGAAGAUUAAUCAUUUGAAAAUGAAAAAACAAGCCAAUUAUUAGUAAUCAAAGUCUUUAAUCAAUAUUUUGAAAGAUACGCUUAAUAAAAUAAAGGAAGAUCAAUAAUAGAUUUGCCAAACUUAAAUAUAGCAUUUGCUACAGCAAUUAAAGCAACCAUUUUUCAUCAUACAAAUGAUGCACAAAACUUCCUUAACAAUUUAAAGUCAUUACAAUAAUUAGCUGAAAAUAAUGUUAAAUUAGAAGACUUAGUGAGAUAUGCAUAAUAGUAUUUGUAUAAUUUAACUUUAGUAUUUCUUUAAAAGAGAAUAAUUUUACAUAAUUAUUGGAUUUAUUCAAAUAAAUAAGAAAUCCUAAUUUCAUAUUCUUAUUUGAAUAAUCAUUAAAAAAAUUAGAUUCAAAUGGUCUCUAAGUGAAAACAAUUGAUAGGGAAUAAUUAUAAAAUCUCUAUUUUGAAAAAGUAGACAAUCUAGCUGUCAGAUAAGCUGAACUUUUUGGAUUAUUUGCUGAUCGUUUCUAAUUUCCUGAAUUAACAAUAGAGAUCUUUUAAAACCAUAAAUAAAAUAAAUAAAAUGAAUAUUCUAGUUUCUUAUAUUAAAAAGCAAUUGGAGUAUUAAUAGAAUAAUCUGGAGGAAAACAUAUAAGUAAUGCUGUGGUAUUAUUUGUUAUUAAUAAUUAAGAUGACUCUAAUGUAAGAGGCUAAUAGUUUUAAGGUUCCUUUAUCUAAAGUGAAUUAUUAAAUUAAUCAAAUAAAGGCUCAUAUUAAGGAAGGGUCAUAUUAAUUAGCCUACAAUCUCUUUACAUAAAAUGUUAUAGAUGAUGUAAUUUUGGCAUUUUAGAGGUAAUAUAUUUACAAUAUACCAUUCUAGAGAGAAAAUUAGGAGAUUUUUAUUAAAAUAUGUUUAAAAGAUGCAUAUCGGUACAAAAUUCAAGAUGACUUCACACUUAAAAUACUAUUAAAAAAAAAUAAAAAAAAUAGAUGAUUUUGUAAAAUAUCUUACAGAUAAAUAACUUUUUGAUUUUCAUAAGGAAGAGAGAUCAGAUAAUUAUUUAUUAGAAACCUUAAUUAAUUAAGAGGAUAUAUUUGAAUUUAAUAAAUAAGCUGCUUAUAGAUAGGCUUUCCAUAAAAUAAAGUCUGAUAUUGCAUUAGGCAUUUUCGAUUAUUAAAAAUUGUAAUAAUAAUGAUCAAAUUAAUUAGAUUAGAACCAGCAACAGAAAGUGAAUAAAUUCAAAGAGAAGUAUUUGAUGAUUAUGAGAAUUUUGUGAAAAUUGAAAAAAAGAUAUUAUUUGAUGAAAGAAAAAGAAAAAGAGUUAAUUUGAUGUUGGAAUAAAUGUCACCAUCAUAUGCAAGGAAAAAAACAUAUGAAUAAGUGCUUGUUGAUAUUGAAUAAGUAUAUAAGAAAAGUUAUUUUGAAAAUGGAUUAUUGAAAAAUGAUUUGAUUGAAUUUCCAGAGGUAGAAUAAAUUUAGUAAAUGUAAAAAAGUAUAAAUUUAAGUUAAUUUAAUAGAAAUGAAAAAGGAAUUAGCAAAUUUAGGUUUACCAGUAUAAAAAUAUAAGGCAAAUGUUAUUACAUUCAAAUCAACGUAAAUAAAUUCUUAGAAUGAAUAAGAAGUUAUUGAAUAAAUUCCAGAAGAAUAACUUACAAAGGAAAAUGAAUAACCUCAUAAAUAAAAAGGAAGAUAGAAAUCAUCAUCAAAAUCUAUAGAUAAAAUAAUAGAUGAAUUAGUCGUCAAAGCUAAAGAAGAGAAUAGAAGUACUAGAAAUAUUGAAAGAUUGAGAAGAUAUUUAAAAGCCAUAAAAUAAGGAUUGAAUUUUCAAAAGAAGAUGAAAAGUGAUAAAGAAUUCUUUAGGAAAAUGGUUCGUGUACACUAUUAAUAUGGUAGACAAGAUAUAGGAAUGAAAGAGUUAGUAAACUUAAAAUUAAAGAAAAAAUUACUUAGAAAAAGAAGAAGAUACAUACCAAGAAAUCCUUUAAGAGAAAAACCAGCAAAAUAAUCAGUAUUUAUGAAUGGUAAGAUUAAAUUAAACGAUUUUCAAUUUAUGAAAUACAUAUAUUAUAAUGCCUACAAUUAGUUUAAUGAGUACAUUAAUGUUCCACCAAGCAAUUAUUAAAAUGAGAUAUGGGAUUUACUUGCUUGGGGAAUAUAAAAUUAAGAACCAAUGGGUAUUUAUAUUGAAUUAUAAAUUAGCUGUAAAAUUAGCUGAAUAUUAUUGUAAUACUUGUGGUGCUAAGAUGCCUGAAUAUCUAGGUAAAAUGAUAGCCAAUUUUUAUAAAUGUGAUGUCGGAGAAACAAGUAAUAAAAAUUUUGAUAAUGUAUAUAGAUUCAGAGGUUAGAUAGAAGUGGAUUCAAUCUUUGGAAAUUAUUAAUGAUAUUAGUAUAAAUAAAGUGUAUUCACAUAUAAAUGAUCAAGCAUUUGUAUCAGAAUAGGAUAUUGAGUAUUUACAUGCAAUUGAAUGCAAAUAAGAGUACAAGGGAAUAUGCAGAGCAUUACUCAAUACAACCCAUUCCUAUCGUAAGUAUGUGAGAUAUGGUGUUUCAUAAAAAGAAUUAUUGAUGUGAUUUUAUCAGAGCU